AUGACGUCCGACCCAGUAGCUCUCGACACCGCAUAUUCGCUCUCACUUCUCCAGGAAUACACCCAUACACUCGAUACCAUCCCCCUCGACCUCUCUCGCCAUUAUGCAGACCUUCGCGAGCUCGACGCCGUCCUCUCUGCCUCUAUGGCUGCCAUCACUGCCAAGAUCAACAAUCUCAUCCAUGCUAUAGAGCACAAUACACUCCAGAAGAACGAACGGCUCUACCUCCUCGCCGAAAUCUCUGAAGAAGCGAGCCGACUCAAGCUCGGCGGCGAGGACAAGAUACGCGUCGCCGGCCAGGCCGCGGACGUGUUGACCUCGCACUCACAACACCUCACGACGCUUCUGCACCAUAUGCCUCAACUCGAUACGUCCAUUCUUCCCAGACGGACGAUAUAUCCCCAUGUUGCGCCAAGGUCAUAUGCACCCGUCGCGACCAACGAGACGGGCAGGCGGAGGAGAGGCGCGCUGUUGACUGGUAAUAUGGACCAGGCUACACCCGCCCAGAAGAGGAAGAGGGCCGCCAAAGACGAUGACUACGACGCUCCCAAUGCCCGCUCUCCACGCAAGGCGGCAGCCACUGAUGCAGGUCCCUCGGCAAGGCCUAAGAACGGAAAUCGUGGAGGUAGAAGAAACGACCGCGCUGCAUCCCCCGCAGAAACUGCUUUGUCUGUCACCUCCCCACAUCCUCAAGCCGUCGCAGCUCGCGCAAAUCCGCGCGGCGGCGGCGCCAACAAGCGCAAUCGCGCAGGCCCAGCCGCCACCCCUGUCAUCGACCCCAUACCGGCACAAGUACACACGCCCACUCAUUAUGGCAAUGGUGCCCAACAACUCAAUGGACCAAGCUGGUCUGGCCCCAUGCAUCCUCAGCUCGAAGGUCCCGGGAUGCCAGUGGCUCGAAACGUCGCUGCUCCUGUAACCAACCUCAUCGGUCCGGGCGUCGACCCUGCUGCAGGUGCGACUGCUGCAAAUACAGCGGCUGACGGGGACGGCGAUAUAGAAGGAGACGUAGCCGAUGACAAGUUAUACUGCUGGUGCAAUACAACUAGCUUUGGUGUUAUGGUGGCCUGCGAUGAUAGGACUUGUCCUAAGGAAUGGUUCCAUAUCACAUGUUUGCCCGAUCUCGAAACCGUUCCCACGGGCGCCUGGUUCUGCGACCACUGCAAAGAGAAACCAAAGAACAAGCGCAUCCUCGCAAAGGCUGCCGCUGCAGAUGCGAAGAAGGCUGCGGCUGCGGCUGCAAAGGCUGCUAAUAAGGCUGCCGCUGAGGGUGCAGCUGGGAAUUAGCGUCAGGGUAGAUGGGCUCAGGUUUUUUUGUCUUCCUUAUUUGGUCUAUAUCAUUUCGUCUUUGUGCUUUCGUUUCUAUCUCGUUUAUUCUCCCUGUCUCAGCCAGCUUUCUUGGUUAUAUCUCUAGUAUGCUGUACUGUACCGGUUGUAUCACUCUACGGUCUCUUGUCGUCACACAACUCUCCUUCCAUCUGG
Molecule: messenger RNA, 1482 nt
Organism: Stereum hirsutum FP-91666 SS1
Lineage: Eukaryota; Fungi; Basidiomycota; Agaricomycetes; Russulales; Stereaceae
Exons: 3
Coding region: 1-1287 (428 amino acids)
Biological process (GO): regulation of DNA-templated transcription
Cellular component (GO): nucleus
Source: RefSeq, a predicted model, not a curated record